AUGCUUUACGACAACCGUCGACGUUCUGCACAGUGGUUAGAUGCGAAUGAGCCUCCGAAACACAUGCCAAAACCGAACCUUUAUCCAAAGAAGAUUAUGGUGUCUGUGUGGUCAAGUAAAGGCAUCGUACAUUAUUCGUUUCUUAAACAAGGUGAGGCUAUAAAUGCUGAUAAAUACUGCCAAGAAAUUGACAUCAUGUAUCAAAAACUGCGCGCUCAACAGCCGGCAUUAGUCAAUAGACACGGUGCGUUGUUGCUUCACGAUAAUACUAAACCGCACAUUGCGAAAAAAACCCGGUUUCACUUAUUAUUUCAUUCAGCCGAUUGUUCGCGCAAAAUUGUCGUUAACAAAAACGUUACGAUCAGACCGUUGGUGCAGGGUAAUUACUAUAUCUUCUUCGAUCCACAGCACAGUCCUGCCUAUGAGAUCAUAUUCUCGUUGCAUCUAUUGACCGGUAUCGCAAUAUAUAUUGUGACGGCCAGUGUUUGCGGGGUCACCGCGUUAUUCACCAUGCACGCUUGCGGACAACUUGAAAUGCUGGUGACUUGGUUGGAAAAUUUAGCAAACGAAAAUCAUUGGUCCAAGGAAUAUUCCACUCAUGCAAGACUGGCGCUGAUCAUCGCACAUCACGUGAGGGUGCGUAGAUACAAGAUGUUGUAG
Molecule: messenger RNA, 660 nt
Organism: Linepithema humile (Argentine ant)
Lineage: Eukaryota; Metazoa; Arthropoda; Insecta; Hymenoptera; Formicidae
Source: RefSeq, a predicted model, not a curated record